This is a messenger RNA of Arvicola amphibius (Eurasian water vole), 433 nucleotides long. Its product is annotated as 60S ribosomal protein L35-like. Gene Ontology annotation, molecular function: structural constituent of ribosome; mRNA binding. Gene Ontology annotation, cellular component: cytosolic large ribosomal subunit; ribosome. The transcript has a single exon. The record is from RefSeq and is a predicted model, not a curated record. Gene Ontology annotation, biological process: translation; maturation of LSU-rRNA from tricistronic rRNA transcript (SSU-rRNA, 5.8S rRNA, LSU-rRNA). Bases 32 to 403 code for a protein of 123 amino acids. NCBI's taxonomy places the organism in Eukaryota, Metazoa, Chordata, Mammalia, Rodentia, Cricetidae.
CCAGGCGGCCUCAGCGGUGAGCAACGCAGCAAUGGCCAAGAUUAAGGCUCGGGACCUGCGCGGCAAGAAGAAGGAGGAGCUGCUAAAACAACUGGACGACUUGAAGGUGGAACUGUCCCAGCUUCGCGUCGCCAAGGUGACAGGUGGCGCCGCGUCCAAGCUCUCCAAGAUACGAGUUGUCCGCAAAUCCAUCGCCCGUGUUCUCACCGUCAUUAACCAGACUCAGAAGGAAAACCUCAGGAAAUUCUACAAGGGCAAGAAGUACAAGCCUCUGGACCUGCGACCCAAGAAAACUAGAGCCAUGCGCCGCUGGCUCACCAAGCACGAGGAGAAGCUGAAGACAAAGAAGCAGCAGCGGAAGGAGAGGCUGUACCCGCUGCGCAAGUAUGCGGUCAAGGCCUAAUGGAAGGGCAAUAAAGUGCAAGACUGGCAA